CACCGCCACCGCCAAAGCACUAGUCAUAGCAACCUACCCCUCCUAUAAACAUAUACAUUCACCCUCUCAUCUCUCAAAUUCACACGACCAUGGCUUAUUCUUCCCCCUCCACCUCUCCCUCUCCACCGCCGCCGCCGCAGCAGCAGCACCCACCUUCCCGAUCACACUCAUGUUCUCCCUCUCUCUCACCUAAACACGUACCCCCUCAUCCGCCGGCGACGGAAUCUAAAAAGUCGCCGCCGGUGCCCUGGAGUGACGAAGAAACCCUAGCAAUAAUCAAAGCGUACCAAGAGAAAUGGUACUCACUCAAAAAAGGACAGCUCAAAGCUUUUCAAUGGGAGGAAGUCUCAGUCACCGUCGCAGCCCGCUGCGGCCUCGACGAACCCUCCAAAACCGCCACCCAGUGCCGCCACAAAAUCGAGAAACUCCGAAAACGGUACCGUUCGGAGCUUCAAAAACCCUACUCUUACUCAUGGCAGUACUUCGACCUCAUGGAUCAAAUGGAGCGCGGCCCCAUCCCCGUCAAUGCACGCCCAAUCUCCGCCGUUAAAUCCUUCCACGGCACUGCUGCUCUUGGCUAUGACAGUUUGUAUUCGAAUUCGGCUGAGUAUUACAAUGGCGGUGGUGAGUCUGGUAACGAGAGCGAGGAGAAAUGGAACAUGGGCUAUAAUAAUAGUAAUGAUAGUGUGGAAUUAGCAACUAGAAAUAAGUCGAAGAGUAUUAAUAACAUUGUGCGUGGCGAAGUGAAGAGUUGGGCUAGAACUGCGAAGAGAAUGCCUAUUGAGAGGGGAUUCAGCAGAAGUAGCAAUAGGGUCACUAAAGUGUCGAGAAAUCCGAUGAAUGGGAAAAGAAAGCAGCGGUGUUAUGAUGGAGAUGAUGAUGUGGAGGAGGAGCAUGUGCCGGUGGAGGAUGAGAGAGAAGAAAGUGGUGGUGGUGGAGCUAUGGAAUUGGCGGCAGAAAUUAGGUGUUUUACGGAGAAAUUUGUGGGAAUGGAGAAUAAAAAGAUUGAAAUGAUGAGUGAAACACAACGGUAUAGGGCAGAUAUUGAGAAGAAGAGGAAGGAGAUGAUUCUUCAUGCUGAGAGGAAGAUUAUUGAUACGAUUGACAGGGUAUUUCGAGCUUCAUAAGAAAAGCAAAGAUGGCUCGAUAAACUUGCAAGUCCAAGUUGAUGAUUGCUUAACUGUUUUUUUGAUCGGUGCCUGUUGAUGUUAAUAACUAGUUGUUAGUGUACAAACAAAAUAUUCGGUUCGUGUAGGUGGUGGUAGUUCAUUAAUACGAAUUCUUUAUGAUUCAAUACAUCUUUGUUUUUAUGUUCA
Molecule: messenger RNA, 1316 nt
Organism: Erythranthe guttata (spotted monkey flower)
Lineage: Eukaryota; Viridiplantae; Streptophyta; Magnoliopsida; Lamiales; Phrymaceae
Source: RefSeq, a predicted model, not a curated record